AAGAUGUCUAUUUUUCAGUGUGAAAACUGCGGGAUAGUAAAACGUUUUAAAUAUGGAGCCGAAAUUUGGUACCGUAAUUUACGCGAUACUGUUGAAUUUUGUAGUAGAAAUCGUAGUAUCGAGUGACGGUUCGCUGGCGAAUUAUUUGAAAAUUAAUAGGCCUAUUGUAGAGGUAGAACACGGCCAAGUGAAAGGGAUUCGAGAUAAAAAUGUCGAUGGGAUUCAUUAUUUCUACGCCUUCCGGGGUAUUCCGUAUGCUAAGCCGCCAAUCGGGGAGUUGAGAUUCCAGGAUCCUGAGCCAUUAGAAGCAUGGGUUGGUAUCAGAGAUGCCAAAGAAUUUGGUGAUAAAUGUGUGCAAGUAGAAAAAGCUUCAACAAAGAGAAUAGGCAACGAAGACUGUCUUUAUCUGAACGUCUAUACGACGGAUUUGAAACCUGAUGCACCAAAAGCUGUCAUGGUGUGGAUUCAUGGCGGCGCUUUUGUUUCUGGGUCCGGAGAUGACGACAAGUGCGGCCCCGAUUACUUUGUUGAGAAAAAUGUCCUUUUAGUGACAAUAAAUUAUCGCUUGAACAUUUUAGGUUUUCUUAAUUUGGAUGACGAAGCAGCGCCAGGUAAUCAGGGGUUGAAGGACCAGGUGAUGGCUUUGAAAUGGGUGCAGAAGAAUAUCAAUAAAUUUGGUGGUGAUCCGAAUAAUGUCACCAUUUUUGGACAGAGUACUGGAAGUUCUUCUGUUCAUUCUUUGACUCUCUCUCCUCUAGCCCAAGGAUUAUUCCAUAGGGCCAUUUUGCAAAGCAGUGUUGCAAAUAACCCUAGGUCAUAUGUAUCUUAUCCAAUAAAAGAUGCCGCUCAAAAAGUCGCCGAAAAAUUGGGAAAAAAUGUAACUGAUCAAAAAGAACUUCUCAAAUUUCUAAAAGGCGUCAACGCAAGUUCCCUAAUCGGAACAGUUCAGUCAUUGGAAUUUCGCAUGGACAAUUAUGCGGUUAAAAAUCCUUUCGUACCGUCAGUAGAUUCGAAAUCGAAAAGUCCAUUUUUGGAGAUUCCAAUCAACGAAGCCGUUAAAUCUGGAAUAAAAGUGCCUCAUAUAUUGGGCCACAAUAGUCAGGAGUCUAUUUUUUUUCUCGCAGAUUUAUUAAGAUCUACUAGUUAUGCCGAAAGAGAAGCUAAUCAAGAGAAAUUACUGCUACAUCCAAACGGAAAAAAAUUUUUGAAUCACCGAAAUGUGACUGUGGGUGAUGUGAAAAAAUUUUUCAUGGGUAGUAGGGAAAUAAAACCGAAAAAUGUUUACGAGUUUUUAAAUUUAGUUAGCGCAGAUUUUUUCAUAUUUAAUAUCCAUGACACCCUGGAAAUUCAAUCUUCAGUACCUGGUGUACCGACAUACUUUUAUAAAUUUGAUCAUUACUCAAAGGAAACCUCAGUGGAGCAAAAGUUAAUCGGCACAGAUUUGGAAGGCACGUCGCAUAGUGAAGACUUAUUUUAUCUUUUCAAUGCGAAAAUUUUGAAAGACCUCGGAAUUGAAGCGCCGGCUUCUUAUCCAACUGAGAGAAUUAUUCAACAAAGAUUUUUAGAAUUAUGGACUAAUUUCGCUAAAACUGGAAAUCCAAAUUUAGGAUCAUCAGACCUAAUUUCGAUCGAGUGGAAGCCUAUUGAUGACUCUACUGACUAUAAUUGUCUAAAAAUAUCUAAAGAUCUCAGUCUAAUUAAAGAGCCGAACAUUUUGCAUCGAAUAAAAAAAAACAACUUAGAGCUAUAAUUUAAUAACUUUAUAAACAAUUUUUUAUGUAACGCUUUAUCACGCAAUAAAAAAUUAUUCACAGUUUUUAUUGACUUUA
This is a messenger RNA of Microplitis mediator, 1829 nucleotides long. Its product is annotated as juvenile hormone esterase-like. The record is from RefSeq and is a predicted model, not a curated record. Bases 53 to 1750 code for a protein of 565 amino acids. The transcript has 8 exons. Lineage: Eukaryota; Metazoa; Arthropoda; Insecta; Hymenoptera; Braconidae.